Mytilus trossulus (common blue mussel) is the source of this 2377-nucleotide messenger RNA. RefSeq lists its product as uncharacterized. Gene Ontology annotation, cellular component: neuron projection. The record is from RefSeq and is a predicted model, not a curated record. The transcript has 9 exons. Bases 396 to 1925 code for a protein of 509 amino acids. Lineage: Eukaryota; Metazoa; Mollusca; Bivalvia; Mytilida; Mytilidae.
AAAAAGUGAAUGACCAGGAUUCUAAACAAAAGUUAUGACAUAUACAAUAAAAGUUCAAUUUAAUGAAAUGUUUUCCAAUCUGUUUUUUUUUAAAACAUAUUGAUUCGGUAGAAUUGGCCACACCAAUUAUUUAUUUAUUAAAAACUUGUACACACAGAAUGCCAAAGAAGCUUUCAAACCCGAGGUGGAACAGUCUACCGGUAAUCAAUGAGAAUGAUUAUUACCACGUAUCAACACGUAGAGCGUUUACAAUCUGAGUUAAAGACAAUGAGUUCGUACCAUUGAGUUUAGGAGUAACAUAAGCCAUAACAGUCAUAAUUUUAUUUUCAGAAAUUCAAAAAAAAAAUUGUUUUCGACAUAGUAAUAUUCAGUUGUGAAAAACUUUUAACGUGACUAUGAAUGAUUUUGGAACGGUACUGACUUUACUCAUCUUUUUAAAAUCAGUAUUCAUGCCGGCAGGAGCACAGUAUGUUAAAACACUACUAGCCAUCUCCAACGGAACAGGAAUAGGAUUAUUCAACCUAUGGCAUUUGUCAAAUGUUUCUUGUGGAACUGUUGAUGAUGAUUUUAUCCGCAGUGAUAUCAUUGAUAAAUUUCGACUAGAUAUCAGCUGCCCUUAUCUGUUAUAUUUGAGAAUGAAGACAGCAGAUGGAACAGUGAAGAAAAUGACAAAAUAUUUUACAAAUAUAACAUUGGAGAAGACUUUAGAAGGUGGUUCCAUAUUCGAAACACCAGGAUCCUUUCCAUCUCCGCAUGUAUCAUCAGUUCACACUGUAGAUGGUUUUGAAUAUAAAUUAGCCGAUCCUACUGGAAGAUACUUGUAUUUUGGUAUUUUAAAACCUUCAAACAAUACUAAAGUGGUAUAUUAUACCAAUGAUACAGGUUACGACCUAACAAAUGGAUUGCCACUGACUACGGAUAUUGCAAUGGUGGAAAUAAUAGCCUCGUUUUAUAAUGAAAGUUGUAAUGAGGUAACUAUGGAAUCACCAGUAGAUGUGGCCACCUGUAACGAACCACCUACAGUCACUGCCAGUUUAUCUUAUAUUGAAGCCGUAUACGGUGAUAAUAUUACUUUACAGUGUACCGUUAACAGUGUUAUUCCAAUUAUUGAAUCAUUCUGGAACACUGUUACACAAGGACAGAUUGAUGUUGAUAUAAGUAGUACCAUGGAUAUGACUUUAAAUCAUGAGAGAGUAUCAUUUACGUAUACAGGAAUAUACAGAUGUUGUGUUACCAACAAGCUUCAUUUCAAAGAAUGCGAUCAAAUACUAGUAAACGUGACAGGAGGCUUUCCACUAGUGACCACGACUUCAUUAUCAACAACUCUGAAUACAAGUGAGUCAGUUACCUUCGAUUGUUCUGUCACAGCUUCGCCUAGUGUAACCGAUUUUUAUUGGAGAAAACGAGUUAGCGGAGUAAAUUCAGUAAUUUCAACAACAGACAGUAGAUUUACUAUUGCGGGAUUGUCAGCACCGACCUUAACUAUCACAAAUCUACAAGAAGCUGAUGGUGGAGAAUAUUUUUGUGUUGCGUCCAAUCCAAUUGGAGAAGGUACAAGUACAGGGAUAACAUUAACUGUUACUUCACAAAAUACAGAUUUAUGUCCAUGUUCGUGUGAAUACCGAUCCAAAGUAGACUACUGGGCAUCUCACAAUGUUACAAAUAUGACAUAUGAUGAAAUAGUUGUCUGGUUGCAGCCAAAAAUUAAAGAACUAGAGAAGACUCUAACAGUUGAUAAAGCUAACCUAUCAUCUCUUAUUAACAAACGAAUUAGUAUGAAAGAUGAUCGUCCAUCAGCUAGAAGUAUCGGAUAUAUCGGGAUUGUUAUAUUAUCUGUUGUUUUUGUCAUGAUAUUGUUUAUCGAUGUGUCCUCGAUCUCAAGGCAUACACAAAAUAUUAAACGAUUGUGGGGAGUGAAAACAUGACCAUGCGACUAAAGUAAAUCAUUACUGUUUUUGUUACAUAUUUGCUCAAUUAAAAAAUGUCAUACUUCAUCAAUGUGUUUAGAAAGCAAUCACAAUUUUGUACAAUGUACUCAUUUGGUGCACUAUUUUAGAUUAUCCUUAUCAUUUGCGCCUUCAGACAUGCGUAUAGAAUGUAUUCCAUAAUUACCUUACAAGUCAAGUUAUCAUUAGCGACAAUCACAUGAACUACAGUACAGUUAUACAUGCAUAUAAAUGUAUAUAUGCACCAUAAUUAAUAAUUUUAUAUUAGUGUUUAUAGAAUGUGAUAGAAAAACUAAUGCAUAAUAAAACUAGGUCCGUUUUGUUUAAUUGAUCUUUAACGGCUUCGUCUCGUAUUACAAAUUGUCACUACAGAAACAAUUCCAGACUGUAUAUAUCUAACAGUAUUGUAUUGGAAUUAAUAAAAUAAAUGC